AUGUCAUCAGAAAGAAUGACGUCGUCCAUGCCUAAUAGAGUGACUGGAGGAGAUCAGGUUGUUUUACAAGGAGGCAGUGCUACUUUUCCUUGUCAACUGGCGGCAACAACAGACACUAUCACCCAAAUCACAUGGGAUAGAAUGACGAAAGAAAAUCCAAAUGGCAAAGGCUUUUACGUCAUCCAGGCCAACAAUGGAGGAUAUAAUUAUAAAAUCCUUGAUAACAGAUUCACAUUUAUAGGAAACUUAAAAGGCCACAAUGGAUCUCUCACAAUAGCGAAUGCCACGCUGAUGGAUGAAGGGAAUUACACGUGCAUAUUCACCCUUUACCCCAGUGGAAGUUUCCAGACUCAGAUGAGUCUUGAAGUCAAAGUACCUCCAGUCACACUUGUCAAAGAUGACUUCCCAGUUUUGUCAGAAGAUGAAGCUCUUCUUGCUACCUGCCUGGCAUUUGGUUCUAAGCCCGCAGCACAGGUGGAGUGGGACACGGGCAAUCCUCCAGUAAGACUGAGGGCAACGACUAAUUCAACCCUGCAUGACAAUGGUACAACAACAACAGUUUGUUACCUGUUCGGGACACCUAUCAUAGAAAUCAACAAUCACACCGUCCAGUGUGUCAUUACCACUUCAGCUUUGUCUGAGAAGAAGACAAUACCUUUCUCAUUAAAUGUUUACUUUUCCCCCAGGUAUGUGAGCAUCACAGAAGUGUCUGAAAACUCAUUUAGCUGCAAGACUAAUGCCAAUCCAAGUGCCAACAUCACCUGGACCAGACUAGGACAGCCUUUGCCUGAGGUUGGUGUCAGGGUAAAAAAUAACAUCCUGCAGUUUACAACGAUGGGGCCAGCAAUUAAUGGCUAUUACCGUUGUGAAGCCUCCAACGUCCAUGGACGAGAGCUGGCUGACCUGUUGAUGCACGUUGUCCUAGAACGCUACGUUAGCUGUUGGAUUCUGUUCAGCAUUUUACUUAUACUGAAUGUCCUCGUGGUUGUGCUGUGCUUCAAAUAUCCCAAAGUCCGUCAAAGGUUUGCAGACAUCCUUCAAGGUCAGCGGGACACAACGACCUCGAGGCGUACAGCCCAGGAGGACGAAGUGGAAAGUUUGUAGUGUCUAGAGGCUUAAAGAUACAAUGGUGAACACAACACUGCUGCAUCAUGAAUGCUAA
This is a messenger RNA of Cynoglossus semilaevis (tongue sole), 1162 nucleotides long. RefSeq names its product nectin-4. The coding region runs from base 1 to 1104 and encodes 367 amino acids. The record is from RefSeq and is a predicted model, not a curated record. Gene Ontology annotation, cellular component: adherens junction. Gene Ontology annotation, biological process: homophilic cell-cell adhesion; heterophilic cell-cell adhesion. Lineage: Eukaryota; Metazoa; Chordata; Actinopteri; Pleuronectiformes; Cynoglossidae. The transcript is spliced from 7 exons.